AUGCACGAAGAACCAAGCUACUCAACCACGACCUUUUCCAGCAAGGGAAUUCUCUCCCAGUGCGAGAGAGCCCUUACCGCAGCGAAGAAUGGAGCCCUUUCCCUGGGCAUCCGGUCAACCAACGGCGUAGUUCUAGCAUCUCUCAAGAAGACGCCCUCAAUACUUGUCGAUAAGGAGCAGGUGCAGAAGGUCUUUAAAGUGUGCGACACGAUCAUAGCCACCUUUUCCGGCUUAAGCGGAGACUUUCGCACUGCCCUGGAAGUUGCCAGAGAAAUAGCGGAUGACUACUUCAAAGUGUACGGCACUUAUCCGUACGUAGACACCUUCAUGAAAGAGUUCUCCAAAGUCAUUCAAGAAAAAACACAGAAGGGAGGGCUCAGGCCAAUAGGCUGCAUCUGUCUCUUUGCAGGGCAUGCUCUGAUCAAGAAAGAUAUCCACCCAGACGAAGAGGGAAGGCCUGUGAUUGUAGAAACAGAGAACUAUCUUCUGCAGCCGCUUCUCUAUCAGAUAGACCCCUCAGGCUCGAUCAAGAACAGCUUUUCGUUUGGGGUUGGGAAGUUCUACAAGGAGUGCUCGCAGUUCCUGCUGAAGAGAUGCACAGCUGAAAUAGAAAUACACGAUGCUGUGAUGACAGCAGCACUUGCUCUGAAGGAGUUUACAGAGACUGCCAUAUCUGAGGAGGACAUGAGCAUAUCCAUUAUAACAGCAGACAGCAUUUCCAGCUACGGAAAAGACGAGAUAAAGGAAGUGCUCAGAAGCAUCUAG
Messenger RNA from Nematocida minor, 765 nucleotides. RefSeq names its product 20S proteasome subunit alpha 2. The transcript has a single exon. Gene Ontology annotation, cellular component: proteasome core complex; proteasome core complex, alpha-subunit complex. The record is from RefSeq and is a predicted model, not a curated record. NCBI's taxonomy places the organism in Eukaryota, Fungi, Microsporidia. The coding region runs from base 1 to 765 and encodes 254 amino acids.